AUGGAGAGAGGAAGUUUGGGUGCCAUUCUAAGGUCUGAAGAAGAAGCAAUGGAAUUGGAUUGGAUCAAGAGGGUGAAUAUCAUCAGAGACAUUGCUGAAGCUUUGUCUUACUUGCAUCAUGAUUGUGCACCACCCAUUGUUCACAGAGACAUAACAACCAACAAUAUUCUCUUGGAUGAAGAGUACAAUGCUCGUGUUUCAGAUUUCGGCAUUUCUAAACUGCUUAAACCUGAUUCAUCUCAUUGGAGCAUGCUUGCAGGCACAUAUGGAUACAUGGCACCAGAGCUUGCUUAUAUGAUGAGAGUGACCAAGAGAUGCGAUGUAUAUAGUUUCGGAGUUGUAGCACUUGAAGUGAUACAUGGAGCUCAUCCCGGUGAUCUUAUAAACAACGGCUUAUCAAUGAGCAUGUUAGUGAAAGAUAUUCUAGAUCAACGACUUUCAAUAUUUCAUCUGAAUGAUCGAGUUGCAAAUCAAGUGGUUGCGGUGAUUCUGAUAGCAAUGAAAUGCAUUAACACUGAUCCACAAUCUCGUCCGACAAUGCAACGGGUGACUCAGGCUUUAUCUUCUUCUAAGUUGCGAACAAUGACCGGCAGCCACUCUUUGUAUGCACUUACAGUGGGCAACCUGAUGGAUAUACAAAUAUGA
Dioscorea cayenensis subsp. rotundata (Guinea yam) is the source of this 645-nucleotide messenger RNA. Its product is annotated as MDIS1-interacting receptor like kinase 2-like. Gene Ontology annotation, biological process: protein phosphorylation. The coding region runs from base 1 to 645 and encodes 214 amino acids. The record is from RefSeq and is a predicted model, not a curated record. The transcript has 2 exons. Gene Ontology annotation, molecular function: ATP binding; protein kinase activity. Lineage: Eukaryota; Viridiplantae; Streptophyta; Magnoliopsida; Dioscoreales; Dioscoreaceae.